UGUUAACAACACAGUCACAUGACUACUAACCAGCUGAUGUCUUUUCGCACUAGAAUAUCAUGAAGAUCACGACAUCGGUUACAAAUCUGUCAUCCUCAAGGUGUAAUAAAAGUAGUGCAAUAUAUUUUCUUGAUUAUUAGAGAUAUCUGUUUGCCGUCACGUCAACCAGACGGAAUUGAAGUACAGAAGACUGUUUCUAGCCAAAAAACAAGAUGUCAGGAAAAGAGAGGAUCGACGUAUUCCCCUCUAGAAUGGCUCAGACCAUCAUGAAGGCCCGUCUGAAGGGGGCCCAGACAGGCAGGAACCUACUGAAGAAGAAGGCUGAUGCUCUCUCCAUGCGCUUCCGUCAGAUCCUCCGCAAGAUCAUUGAGACAAAGACCUUGAUGGGCGAAGUGAUGAGGGAGGCGGCCUUCUCUUUAGCUGAGGCGAAAUUCGCUGCUGGCGACUUCAGCACUACUGUCAUCCAGAAUGUUAACAAGGCCAAGGUGAAGGUUCGGGCGAAGAAGGACAACGUGGCAGGUGUCACUCUACCUGUGUUUGAGCUCUACCAAGAAGGAGGGGACAGUUAUGAGCUGACAGGUCUGGCCAGGGGAGGAGAGCAGCUCUCCAGGCUGAAGAGGAACUAUGCUAAAGCAGUGGAGCUGCUCGUGGAGUUGGCCUCCUUACAGACUUCCUUCGUCACACUGGAUCAAGCCAUCAAGAUCACCAACCGCCGUGUGAAUGCCAUCGAGCAUGUAAUCAUCCCCCGCAUUGAGCGUACCCUCAGCUACAUCAUCACAGAGCUGGAUGAGAGGGAACGAGAAGAGUUCUACAGGCUGAAGAAGAUCCAGGAGAAGAAGAAGCAGAUGAGGGAGAGAACUGAGAAGGAGAUCGCCAUCCGUCUGGCCAAGCUGGGCCCCAUCGCUGAGCCGUCCAACAUGCUGACGGAGGAAACCGACGAGGACCUGCUGUUUGAGUGACAUCCCAUUAGUCAUCCUAUUUAUUCAUGUUGUCUUUGUGUACACCGGUGAUGUUUUGUCGUUUUCAGUAUUGGAGAUGUCCCAGAUCCCUGUUUUGAACUAUGAGGUUUAAACUUUAAAGUCAGAACUUUGCUCACAGCAGUUCACUAGUGCAUUGACGUUGUUAAAUCUGACAUUCGUUAUCUUUUGGAUACUUAAAGCAGCAAAUAAUCUAUAGAUUAAGUAAAGUAACAUGGUUUACAUAUGUGGCCUGUAUUCAACAUUCCAUCUGAUUGGCUGAGGACAUACGUUUACGGUUUCACCAGAACACUCAAGUCAAUGCAUACUGUCGUACUUUUGUCUGCUUUGUGGAGGCUAAUCCCGUCCAUGUGGGGUUGCAUUGACUCUUUACAGGAGGAUGGUUAACAUGUAGGUACCCCAUCUGCUGUUGCACCCUGAGGACAAACCCACCUGUCAGAGCACUUCAUCCAAAUAAAGAUUCUCUAUAUUCCUCAA
This is a messenger RNA of Oncorhynchus tshawytscha (Chinook salmon), 1454 nucleotides long. RefSeq names its product V-type proton ATPase subunit D. The transcript is spliced from 9 exons. The coding region runs from base 213 to 959 and encodes 248 amino acids. Gene Ontology annotation, molecular function: proton-transporting ATPase activity, rotational mechanism. Lineage: Eukaryota; Metazoa; Chordata; Actinopteri; Salmoniformes; Salmonidae. Gene Ontology annotation, cellular component: proton-transporting V-type ATPase complex. The record is from RefSeq and is a predicted model, not a curated record.